AUGACGAGACUUGCCCGUUGUGUGGAGAGGAGUCGGAGUCAAUUGACCACCUUUUUCUCUAUUGCAAUUUUGCCUACCACAUCUGGAGAUUAUGCCUCCUACCUGUUCCCCCUAGUUCUUCUUGUGGCUACGCCUAUUUGGACGCCUCCGCCGGAGGAUUGGAUCAAAAUCAAUUGUGAUGUUAAAGUUGGUGGAGACUCCAUGUGCAUUGUGGCCCUGGCCAGGGAUCUCUCAGGAGCGGUUGUGUGGGCUGCUACGUCCUUUCUUAACUUCAGUGACCCUUUGAUUGGUGAGGCGGCGGCGUGUCAUCUUGCUUUGGACACGACGAGACUCAGGAAUCAUGACUAUGUCUUAGUAGAGAGUGAUUCAGAUGUGGUUAUCAAAGCGCUGAAGGGAUUGCACUAUAUUUGGAAUAUUGAUAAUUAUGUAUCUUUAUGUAAUCAACUCUCGAAUUAUUUUCUUUCUUGCAACUUUUCUUUUAUAUCCCGUGUUUGUAAUUUUGCUGCCCAUAAUGUGGCUAGAUGGGCCUUCGCCCAAAACUUUACAGAUGUUAUGGAGUCAUCUUGCAUACCUGUUUCUAUCCUUUGUAAUGACCGCGAUGUCUAA
Messenger RNA from Cannabis sativa, 606 nucleotides. RefSeq lists its product as uncharacterized. The transcript is spliced from 2 exons. Gene Ontology annotation, molecular function: nucleic acid binding; RNA-DNA hybrid ribonuclease activity. The coding region runs from base 1 to 606 and encodes 201 amino acids. Lineage: Eukaryota; Viridiplantae; Streptophyta; Magnoliopsida; Rosales; Cannabaceae. The record is from RefSeq and is a predicted model, not a curated record.